CCCAUUACCCCCCAUUGCCCCAUAGGACAGUGAUGAAGUCCGGCCCCGAGAUCGUGAAGGCCGGGCUGCGCUCGUUCUUCGAGAGCGCGUCGGAGGACAUAGAGAAGAUGGUGGAGAACCUGAAGCUGGGCAAGGUGACGCAGAGCCGCACGCAGGUCAAGGGGGUGGCGCAGAACAUCAACUACACCACGGUGGCGCUGCUGCCCGUCCUCACCUCCCUGUUUGAGCACAUCGCACAGCACCAGUUCCGGGGACACCCCCACCUCCACCCCACAGUGUUUGCUCAGCCCAUCGUCAGCAAGGCCAAACCCGAGCUGCUGCGGACCCACUUCAUCCCCACGAUGGAGAAGCUGAAGAAGAGGGCGGGGAAGGUGGUGUCGGAGGAGGAGCAGCUGCGCAUGGAGGCCAAGGCCGAGGCGGAGGACGCGGAGCUGCUGAUCCGCGACGAGUUCUCCGUGCUCUGCCGCGACCUGUACGCGCUCUACCCGCUGCUCAUCCGCUACGUCGACAACAGCCGGGCCAAGUGGCUGACGGAGCCCAACGCGGACGCGGAGGAGCUGUUCCGGAUGGUGGGAGAGGUCUUCAUCUAUUGGUCCAAAUCACACAACUUUAAGCGCGAGGAGCAGAACUUUGUGGUGCAGAACGAGAUCAACAACAUGUCCUUCCUGACGGCCGACAGCAAGAGCAAGAUGGCCAAGGGUGGGGGCUCGGAGCAGGAGCGCACCAAGAAGAAGCGCCGCGGUGACCGUUACUCAGUUCACACGUCGCUCAUCGUGGCCACCCUGAAGAAGAUGCUGCCCAUCGGCCUCAACAUGUGCAGCCCCAGCGACCAGGAGCUCAUCGCGCUGGCCAAGAGCCGCUACGCCAUGAAGGACACUGACGAGGAGGUUCGGGAGUGCCUGAAUAACAACCUGCACCUGCAGGGCAAGGUGAGGGGGGGNUCGUCCAUGCGCUGGCAGCUGGCUCUGUACCGGGCAAUGGCCGGACGGGCCGAGGACUCGGACAGCCCCGAAAAGAUCGUCAGGAGGGUCCAGGAGGUGUCGGCUGUGCUCUAUCACCUGGAGCAGACGGAGCACCCCUACAAGUCCAAGAAGGCCGUGUGGCACAAGCUGCUGUCCAAGCAGCGGCGCCGAGCCGUGGUCGCCUGCUUCAGGAUGACGCCGUUAUACAACCUGCCCAGGCACCGUGCGUGCAAUAUGUUCCUGGAGGCCUACAAGCUGCAGUGGCUGGUGACGGAGGAGCAUCCCUUUGAGGACCGCAUGAUCGACGACCUGGCGAAAUCGGGGGAGGAGGAAGAGGAGGAGGAGGAGGAGAAGGACAAGAAGCCGGACCCGCUGCAUCAGCUCAUCCUGCACUUCAGCCGCACCGCGCUGACCGAGAAGAGCAAGUUGGAGAAGGACCACCUGUACAUGGCGUACGCGGGGAUUAUGGCCAAGAGCUGUCACAUUGAAGAAGAAGAAGCAGAAGAGAAGGAGGAGGAGAAGGAGGAGGAGGACCCGGAGGAUUCAUUUGAGGAGAAGGAGAUGGAGAAGCAGAAGCUGCUGUACCAGCAGUCCAGGCUGCACAACAGGGGAGCAGCUGAGAUGGUGCUGCAGAUGAUCAGCGCCUGUAAAGGGGAGCGGGGGGAGAUGGUUUCGUCCACGCUGAAGUUGGGGAUCUCCAUCCUCAAUGGGGGCAACGCCGACGUGCAGCAGAAGAUGCUGGAUUACCUGAAGGAGAAACGCGAGGUCGGCUUCUUCCAGAGCGUGCAGGCGCUGAUGCAGACCUGCAGCGUGCUGGACCUGAACGCGUUUGAGCGGCAGAACAAGGCCGAGGGGCUGGGGAUGGUGACGGAGGAGGGGACCAUCAUCAGCCGUGAGAACGGUAAUUCAUUACCCCAUAAUUGUGGGGUCUGUAGGUUCUUCGACAUGUUUCCCUGAAAGCUCCGCGACAUCGUCGCCUCCGACGCCUUCAGGGACUACGUCACCGACCCCAGGGGGCUCAUCUCCAAGAAGGACUUCCAGAAGGCCAUGGACAGCCAGAAGCAAUACGAGCCCUCCGAGAUCCAGUUCCUGCUCUCGUGCUCGGAGGCCGACGAGAACGAGAUGAUCGACGUGGAGGCGUUUGCCGGCCGCUUCCAGGAGCCGGCGCGCGACAUCGGCUUCAACGUGGCCGUUCUAUUGACCAACCUGUCGGAGCACGUCCCCCACGACCAGAGGUUGAAGACGUUCCUGGAACAGGCCGCCAGCAUCCUCGAGUAUUUCAGGCCUUUCUUGGGUCGCAUCGAGAUCAUGGGGGCGGCGCGGCGCAUCGAGCGGCUCUACUUCGAGAUCAGCGCCGCCAACAAGGCUCAAUGGGAGAUGCCUCAAGUCAAGGAGUCCAAGAGACAGUUCAUCUUCGACGUGGUCAACGAGGGGGGGGAGGCCGAGAAGAUGGAGCUGUUCGUCAGCUUCUGCGAGGACACCAUCUUCGAGAUGCAGAUCGCGUCGCGGCUCUCGGAGGACGAGGGGGCGAGAGAAGGGGGCGACGGGGAUGAGGAAGAGGAGGAGGAGACCCCCGAGGCCGGGGGGAGCCCACCGCCGUCAGAGCCCAGCUCGGCCUUUGGGGAGAUGCUGGGGGGGCUGAGGAGAGCGGUGGGGUCCCCCCAGUUGUGGAGGAAGAGGAUAAGGAGGAUGAGGAAGAAAGGGGGCAGGGAGCUGCUGUGGGAUCUGGGGGCGGCCCUAUGGAGGGCCAUGGUCGGGGGGUUGCUGGGGGUCUAUGGGGCGGUGAGGGCGGUGGGCUGCGUGCUGUGGGUGGUGCUGUUCGGGGGGGGGUUGGUGGAGGGGGCUCAGAAGUUGGGCCUGGCCGAGCUGCUGGGGAGCAUGCCCGACCCCACGCAGGACGCCGUGGGGGGG
Molecule: messenger RNA, 2873 nt
Organism: Coturnix japonica (Japanese quail)
Lineage: Eukaryota; Metazoa; Chordata; Aves; Galliformes; Phasianidae
Source: RefSeq, a predicted model, not a curated record